CAACCAGCUGGCCGGCAAAAAUCCGUGGCUUUUGUCUGAACAAACAGGAGAAGCAGAACCCGAGGGGGUUUGCGACACGGGCAGCGGGGAAGGCAGAAGGACGGGGAGAAGGGAGCUCGAGAGAGGCCGAGCCGCGCCGCAAGGGAGGACAAAGAGAGGGGGGCGAGCCCCAGGACGCAGCCGGGGACCCCGCGGCGUCCCGCUCCCACCGCGCCAUGUCCCUGGUGGAGACGAUCCGGUUGUGGCAAGAAGGGGUGUGCGCGGCGGAUGGGAAGGAGUGGAGGGCAGCCCUGGAUGCCUUCACGGCCGUCCAGAACCCCCCUGCCAAAAUCUGCUUUAACAUCGGCUGCAUCCACCUUGUUCUGGGGAAGCUGGCCGAGGCGGAGGAGGCGUUCACCCGGAGCAUCAGCUGCGACAAGCACCUGGCAGUGGCUUAUUUCCAGCGGGGGACCGUGUUUUACCGGAGGCAGAACCAUGAAAAGGCCGUUGAGGAUUUCAAAGAGGCGCUGGCCCAGCUGCGAGGCAACCAGCUCAUCGACUACAAGAUCCUGGGGCUGCGGUACAGGCUCUUUGCUUGCGAGAUCCUCUACAACAUCGCGCUGGUGUACGCCACGCUGGAGGACUGGAGGAAAGCUGAGGAGCACUUGACGCUGGCCAUGAGCAUGAAGAGCGAGCCCCAGCACAACAAGAUCGACAGGGCGAUGGAAGCCAUCCUGAAGCAGAAGCUCUGCGAGCUGGUGGCCAUUCCCACGGGGAAGCUGUUUAGACCGAACGAAAAGCAAGUGGCUCAGCUGGAGAAGAAGGACUACCUGGGAAAGGCUAUGGUGGUGGCAUCUGUGGUGGACAAGGAUGACUUUUCGGGAUUUGCUCCACUCCAGCCACAGGCCUCUGGUCCUCCACCCAGGCCCAAGACCCCAGAAAUCCUCAGGGCCCUCAAAGGGCAGCCACAUCGCGUCCUGUACGAGUUCAUCCCCGAGACAGACGAGGAGCUGCAGGUCCUGCCUGGAAACAUUGUCUUUGUCCUGAAGAAAGAGAAGGACAACUGGGCUACGGUGAUGUUCAACGGAAAGAAAGGGAUCGUCCCCUGCAACUACCUCGAGCCUGUGGAGCUCCAGAACAAGCUGCACAUCCAGGACGAAACCCCUCUUGAAGAUGAAAUCCCAGAGUCACCCAGCUCCCUCGCUCCGGCGAAGCCGCGGCGGCCACCACCAGACCACGUUCCCGCUCCUGCGACGCAGCCGAGAGAUGCAGCAGAGGAGGCCGGAGCAGCCGCCUCCAGCCCCCACGUCCUCAAGGUGCAUUACAAAUACACCGUCGCCCUGCAAGUCGAGCCGGGCCUCUCCUACACGGAGCUCCUGGACCUGGUUUGCAAGAAACUGGAGCUCCAGCCCGAGCACGCGCAGCUGAGGUACAAGCCUGCGGAGAGCCAAGCGCCGGUGGCUCUGAGCGCGGGGAACCUGGAGGCGGCUUGGAGCCAGGGCAAGGACAAUCUGACCCUCUGGUGUGACAUGACGGAGGGAGAAGGGUUUUUACCAGACAGCAAACCGGAGGAGUCGCCGGGGCAGACGGGACUGACCCAAGUCGUGGCGCAGGACGAUUACGAAGCCACCCAACCUGAAGACCUGGAGUUUCAGGCAGGAGACGUGAUACUCGUUCUAUCCAAAGUGAAUGAAGACUGGUUAGAAGGCCAGUGCAACGGGAAGAUAGGCAUCUUCCCAUCCGCUUUCAUUCAAAAGUCUAACACUGAAGACCCAGAGAUGUGAUUUCAGAAGAGCUUAAAAGUCAUGGCUGUGGAAAGAAAUUAAGAAUUCAACUGCUGCAGUUAAGAAGUUCCCAUAUUAGUCACCGCGUCUGAAAAUAAACUUUAAGUAUUACUGCUA
Messenger RNA from Tyto alba (common barn owl), 1880 nucleotides. RefSeq names its product neutrophil cytosolic factor 2 (gene NCF2). Gene Ontology annotation, cellular component: NADPH oxidase complex. Lineage: Eukaryota; Metazoa; Chordata; Aves; Strigiformes; Tytonidae. Gene Ontology annotation, molecular function: protein binding; superoxide-generating NADPH oxidase activator activity. The record is from RefSeq and is a predicted model, not a curated record. Gene Ontology annotation, biological process: respiratory burst; superoxide anion generation; phagocytosis.